Messenger RNA from Didymodactylos carnosus, 267 nucleotides. Lineage: Eukaryota; Metazoa; Rotifera; Eurotatoria; Philodinida; Philodinidae. The record is from the annotation of a GenBank genome assembly.
AUGGAUACAGAUGGUGAAGAUAGAUCAAAAGAACAACAGAAAGAUGAACUUCAACAAUACAUUGAUUUAAAACUUAAACAAGACGAAAAAUAUUUAAAUCCACUGUCAUUCUGGAAACAAAAUGAACAAACUUACCCCAAUUUAGCUAAAUUAGCUAAACGUUAUUUUUCAAUAACAUGUAGUUCAGCUGCAGUAGAGCGGCAGUUUAGUGUUGUUACACAAAGACGUUCUAAUCUGGAUCCAGCGACUGGUAACAAUGUUAUUUAA